Cylas formicarius (sweet potato weevil) is the source of this 6225-nucleotide messenger RNA. Its product is annotated as cartilage oligomeric matrix protein. Gene Ontology annotation, biological process: cell adhesion. Gene Ontology annotation, cellular component: extracellular region. The transcript is spliced from 16 exons. Lineage: Eukaryota; Metazoa; Arthropoda; Insecta; Coleoptera; Brentidae. The record is from RefSeq and is a predicted model, not a curated record. Gene Ontology annotation, molecular function: calcium ion binding. Bases 125 to 3253 code for a protein of 1042 amino acids.
UCGGACCGACAGCAGUGCUCAGAUGGAUGCGGGCCGACUUAGCAGCAUCUCUCAAUAGUGGUAGCAGUAGUGGCGGUGUGACAGCGAGCGCCGAGAUUUCAUUUUUAAAACAGUGACAAGGACAAUGGCUUUUAGACCGACCGCGUUUGCUCUAAUUUUUCUCGGAAUCGUAUUUUUGGUGGAUGCCGUCUCCUUGGAUUUGGACUUAUCCAAAGAAGUGGAGCAUAUAAUCGAAAAAGAAAAUUUCGUUUUAACCUUGAAACACAUCAGGCCGAAAAAACGGGCGAGAGCAUCUGUCGAAACUCUUUUCACUGUAGAUUUUCCCGGAGCGGAGGACAAAUUUUCGUUGCGCCUGGAUCGGAAAACAAAACAUGUUAUCGUCGAGACCCUAGAAGACAGUAGAAGUAGACAGCAACAUUUCACAGUGGACAGUCUUCAAGAAGAUAGCAAUAUUAAUUCCCUCAUUUUGGCUGUCAACCAAUCACAACCGGGUGCCCAUGCAACCCUAUACAUCGACUGCAUUUCCCACGGAAUGGUGGCCACGCCAAAGUCUAUGAGGGAAAUGUACCGUGGCAUGAAUAGAAAGAAAAUAGAAGUGUUUCAUGAGAAAAAAUACUACAUGGAGGUCGAUGGGCAUAGAGACCUGAGAUCAAUCUUGAGUAGGAACGAGUGUCCAUUGCCUAUUGAAAGACAUUUUGAUACCUUUACCAACGAAUUGAGCAACUCGCUUAGAGACGAUCCGAACAUUCAAGCUCAGGAACCUUCGUACGACGAUAGAGGAGACAUUCCGCUCGUGUCGACGUUAGAAGAUGUGGGCAUCAUAAAAGCGCUGAACCAUCUGAUUCGCGUGGUGAAUUUGGAAAUGCAAAAAUGCGAAGCUCAAGCGCAGGCUUUGGAAAACUUGCGCCGCUUGAUUGAGGAAUGCGAGCUGUGUAGACGCCCUCCACCACCACCUCAGCGACCUACGUGCGCCACUCACAACCCAGGUUGCGCUCCGGGUGUAAGAUGUAUCGACACGGCUAAUGGACCAACUUGCGGUGAAUGUCCUUCAGGCUAUGUUGGCAAUGGUUACGAAUGUCGCCCGGGAAGAAGUUGCGCAGAACGUCCAUGCUUUCCCGGAGUAGAGUGCACGGAUACGCCUCAGGGAUACAGAUGCGGCUCUUGUCCCAACGGAUACGAGGGCAACGGGGAACAGUGCCGUAGGCGAAAUCCGUGCGAGUUCAGUCCGUGCGCUCCAGGUUCCCGGUGUAUUCCCACCGAAGAAUCGCCCUAUUAUCAGUGCGUCUCAUGUCCUCGAGGAUAUUCGGGAUCGAAUUGCGACUACAGAGAUGAGUGCGACCUAGACAAACCUUGUGAUCCGAGAGUCGAAUGCAUCAACCUCUGGCCGGGGCACAGAUGCGGUUCAUGUCCGUCAGGAUAUACAGAGAGACUGGAAAGAGGUAGACACACGUGCGUAGAUAUAGAUGAGUGCGCAGAUAGCAGAGCAUGUCCACCACCUUCGCAAUGUACGAACACUCAAGGGUCAUACACCUGUCAAACCAACUGUGAAACGAGAUAUUACAGGAACGGUUCAAUAGGGUGUCUAGAGGCUGGCGAUUUAACAGACGUCUGCGGCAACGGCCAAAGGUGCGACAGCAACGCGAAGUGCGUCAGCCUAGGUUGGGGACAAAACGCCUGCCAAUGUAUCACAGGUUGGGCCGGAAACGGAGAAAUAUGCGGCAGGGAUACAGAUUUGGACAGCUGGCCCGAUGAACGGCUGCCUUGCCGAGACGAGCACUGCGAAAAAGAUAACUGUCCAAACGUUCCUAACUCAGGACAGGAAGAUGCGGACAACGAUGGUAUUGGCAAUGUCUGCGACCCUGAUCCAGAUAACGACGGAGUCUUAUAUGACGAUAACUGCCCUCUUCAUUCCAAUCCAGAUCAAAGGGAUUCGGAAAGAGAACCGGACAGAAUCGGAGACAUCUGUGAUAAUUGCCCUUACCUUUUCAACCCCGAUCAGUCGGACAUAGACAAAGACAACCAAGGUGACAUAUGCGACUCCGAUAUGGACGGCGACAAUAUACCCAACGAACAAGACAAUUGUCCCAAUGUACUCAAUAGCGAUCAGAGAGACAGCGAUGGAGAUGGUAUUGGUGAUGCCUGCGAUAAUUGCCCAAAAGAUUAUAAUCCAUCUCAAGAAGACUCAGAUGACGAUUUAGUAGGCGACGUUUGCGAUCAUCCAGAGGAUAUUGAUCACGACGGAAUAGGUGAUCAGCGAGACAACUGCAAACAUAAACCAAAUCCAGAUCAAAGCGAUCUAGACAAAGACGGUAAGGGAGAUGCAUGCGAUGACGAUAUAGAUGGGGAUGGAAUUCUAAAUCACUUGGAUAACUGCCGACUUACAUACAACCCUUAUCAAGAAGACAUAAAUAGAAACGGAAUCGGUGACGAAUGCGAAAAAGACUUCGAUGGAGACGGUAUUCUGGACACCUACGACAACUGUCCGAACAACUCUUUAAUAUACAGGACAGACUUUAGUAAAUACCAAACGGUUGUCCUCGAUCCCGAAGGAGAGUCGCAAAUAGAUCCGAACUGGGAGAUUCACCAUCACGGAGCAGAAAUCGUGCAAACCUUAAAUAGCGAUCCCGGAUUAGCUGUUGGCCACGAUAGGUUUAUGGGUGUUGAUUUUGAAGGAACAUUCUUCGUCGAUACUGAGACCGACGACGACUAUGUUGGGUUUAUAUUCAGUUACCAAGACAAUCGUCGAUUUUACGUAGUAAUGUGGAAGAAAAACGAGCAGACUUAUUGGUUGCCGACGCCAUUUAGAGCUAUAGCGGAACCAGGAAUUCAAAUUAAAGUUGUAAAUUCGGAGACAGGUCCUGGCGAAUAUCUUAGGAAUGCGCUGUGGCACACCGGCGAUAGCGAGAAUCAAGUCAGGUUGCUCUGGAAGGAUCCCAGAAACGUGGGAUGGAAAGAGAAGACCUCUUAUAGAUGGUUUUUAAGUCACAGACCCAAAAUUGGGCUAAUUAGACUAAAGAUUUUCGAUGGCGAGAAUAUGGUGGCCGACUCAGGAAACAUUUUGGACAGUACCCACAGAGGUGGUAGACUGGGGGUGUUCUGUUUCUCUCAAGAGAUGAUUAUAUGGUCUGAUUUAGUUUACAGAUGUAACGAUAACUUGAGGGAAGACGUUUGGAAAGAGCUGCCGCCUAGGCUACGAAGCAGGGUAGAUAUUGAUGACAGCGUAUUUUACAAUAUUAAAAAUCCGGACGUCUGAUUUAAUCUGUUCGUCGUGCAUUCAGGCUUACCACAAAACCUAUUUAUUUGUACUUACAAAAUUAGAAGGCGGUCAUGACAACAAGAAAUAAAUAUUUUAAUUAAUAAUUAGAACUGAGCAUGUACGUACAUUAGAAGGAGUUAUUUUGGAAAUUCCACAGUUUAUCAUAUGUUUAGUACUACAUAACAUUCUGUUAAAUGAUGCAACAAAAAAAUUGGUUUGUUCAAACUAAUAUGUAUAAUAUACAAACUACAACCAUAAAUCAUGUUCCAUUAUCGCUAAACCUAUCAAAUGGUUAAAUUUCUUAUAGCGAAUUGGUUUUGGCUGGUAUAUCUGAACCGAUUGUUAUAAAUAAUAUAAUAUAUAAUUAUAAAUUAUAAAUAAUACAGAAAAGAAGAAAAAUAAUUAAUAUAAAUAUAAGUAAAGUGUAUUAAAUAUUUUUAAAAAAUUGUAAAAAUAAAAUAAAAUAAAAUUCUUAAAAAUUGACAAUAUUUAUAUGACGAAUCUCCAUCCGAACGGUGGCGCAUGUUUUUUCAAAUAUUCUGUAUUCAAAUGCAUACAAUAUUAUGAGAAAAUGCACAUGUAACUUUAAUUCGUAUAAAAAACAAAACAGAGUUAUAAAAGUUUUAUUCCUAAUUAGUUUGUUUGCACAUUCCGAAACCUUCUUUCAUUUCUUUUCUGAGUACCCAAGUUAAAUUAAUAUUAUGGACAUGGAUGGUAAAUUUUUAAUUUUAAAUUUGAAAAAAUUCCGUAAUUAACAAUUAAUAAAUUCUAGACACUUUUAAUUUAAUUAAUUGUAAGCAAACAAACCAGAUAGCUUUCCAAUUUAAUGUGCACAAAAAUAUACUUAAUACCAGUGUGAGUAAAACAUUUUUUUUGCGAAUGCAUUGGAAUGAAACCAAUUUAGAUAGACUUUGACUAUACAUGGUGGACCAGGUUUUUCAAACUCUAAUAAUUGUAAGCAUUUUGUCGUGCAUAAUAACGGUUUUUAUUUUUUAAUAUUUUGCCCGAAAAAUUAUUAAUUAUGAUUUGAUCUGCCCUGUAUAUCGAACUAUAUUUGUACAUUACUGAAAUUAUCAAGUCCUAAUCAAGUUAUUUCUUGUGUAUUUUUUGUUUAUUUGCUCUCAAAUGUCAAUGCAAUUGCAAACUGCAUGAUUAAAAAAAUAUCCGCAACUGUGCCUGGAUAUAAAAAUAUGUACGGUCAAAUUCUGCCCAUUUAUUUUAUUAUGAUUAGGAGUUUGGUGUUUCAAUCUAUGCUUAUAUACUAAUGAUUUUAUUUAGAUAAAUUAUAUAAAUUAACAUAUUCAACUAUUUAUUUGGAGCCGUGUUAAUGUGUACUAAAAAUAUUCUACUAUCUAAAAAUAUGAAAAAUCAAUUUAUGUUUGAAUGCGUCUUUAUUAUUGUUAAAAUGCAAAGUUUUUUUUACCAAAUAAUAAGUAAGAGUUUAAUUUACUUUGAUGCGUUCGUUGCAUCGCACGGAAUGAGCUUAAAACUUUUCAGCACCUUAUUCGCUGCUUGAUUUGCCUGGUAUUGAUCCUCUAAACCGUAGGCGGCAGAUGAGUUCAGCGCAUCAACGGUAGCUUUUAAGUUAAUUUUCACUUCCGCAAUAUCCACAGCCUCAGCAUGUUGUUUGCAUUCACUCAACAAAUUCCGUCUAACUGCUCGGGAAGUUUCUAAAGCCUGUUGAAUUAGUUGCAUCGGAUGACCUCGAUGACUACCUUUGGCGCAAUCCUGGCAAAUUAUUUUGCCACACUUGUGACAGAAAAGAACCUUCUUUGCCCUAUGUAGUGAGCAGACAGUGUUGAAAUCUUCACUGGAAUUAUUGUCCUUUGUAGAGCAGUCCUGAUUUAUGCCCUGCAAGGAGACAAAAAAUUUGUAACAAUUUUUAUUACCGUCAAUAAUAUUCGUUUGCCGUCGUCAUUUACAAAGGCAACUGUUUUAGAAAGUUUAAAAGUUUCUUAAAAGUGAUAUGAUAUAAACUGCCUACCAUAAUCAUCCUAGAAGCACUGUACAAAAAACAACAACAGAAUAUUUCAAGUUAGGAACAAGUGACACUAAAAUUAGCAUUGUCCUUAUUUAUAAUGGCAAAGGAUUGCAUUACCUGUUGAAAUAACCAACCCUUUUACAUUACAUUGAUUCAUGUAAUUACCAUUUAAUGACCUGUUCCUUGAAACCCUAUUUAAACAGUUCUGAAAUUCUAGAUAUACUAAUCGUUUUGCGAUACGAUUGCCUUAUUUCAAUUAGGUCUAAACCGCUUAUCCCUUAGAAUUAAUGUUCCCAUUAAUUACUAGGUAGUUUGUGAAGGUUAACGUUAUAUUUAAUCGGUCAGUGGACAUUAUGGUUAUAAAUAUAAUGAAAUAAAUAGUUUUAAAUUCUGUGGGUCUGUAUUUAAAAGAACCGUAGUGUUUCCUCAGUAUAUUUAUGGUCAUUCCUAGCAAAAUCAUUAUCUUUAAGUUUUGAUAACUUAAGAACAUUCACAUAUCUAGUACGGUAUGUUAUGUUUUUUAUGUUUUUUUCUCUACGUUGCAUAUGGUUAGUCCUGUCUACAACUUUCAUGUUGAGGAUUUAAGAUUAUUUUGAAAGGCUCUUUUGUAACUCAAAAUAAAUAAGAACUAAAAGUUCAGAUUUUCACGAAAUUAUAUAUUAUGACAUGACAAUUGUUUCGACAACACCGUGUCUUUAUCAAAUGAUCUGAAAUUUUGGUUCUUAUUUAUUUUGACAAAUGGAUUUUCAUCAAGUAAAAGCCACCUCAGUUCAAUCUUUUGUAACUCCCUAUCCCAAUUGGAUGUCUAGUUUUAUAACCUUUUCUUCUCGCGAUUACUAAUGUUAAUUAAGGUGGGCCACGAAAAAGUCUUUAAGUUGUUUAUAAAACAGUUAAAUCCUAUUUAUUUGAAAACCGAAACUAAAAUGCGAAACAGCCAGUUCCAAUUUAAUUCUAUUUCUUAUGUUUGCGAAAUAUAUACGGUUGACAU